This is a messenger RNA of Planococcus citri (citrus mealybug), 2899 nucleotides long. Its product is annotated as vitellogenin receptor-like. Bases 848 to 2563 code for a protein of 571 amino acids. The record is from RefSeq and is a predicted model, not a curated record. Gene Ontology annotation, cellular component: plasma membrane; signaling receptor complex; apical plasma membrane. Gene Ontology annotation, biological process: receptor-mediated endocytosis. NCBI's taxonomy places the organism in Eukaryota, Metazoa, Arthropoda, Insecta, Hemiptera, Pseudococcidae. Gene Ontology annotation, molecular function: protein binding; hormone binding. The transcript has 13 exons.
GAAAUAGAUGCAUAUAUGAUUGGUGGAAUGUUAUCUCUCCAGUCCAACAACCAAUCAUGUGUUAUCAUUAUUAUCAUUCACUGUGACCAACCAAAGUAUUUAGUUAGAAAACUUUUUUAGGGGUACCCGAUAUUUCUGGGCACCCUGUAACUGGAAGUGUAGGUAAGUGGGAACUAUUAUGACUUCCGCUCGCGCACCAAGCUAUGUAUACCAUCACGGUGUUUGGUGUAUGAGAGCAUCUUCACUUUGCUUCGAUAUAUCCAGCUUGUUGGUGCUAGGUUAACUAUAUGAGUAAAAUCAUACAGAUGUAUAGGCAGGAGAGGUCCCCCUCUUCCCCUCUUUCCCAUUUUUUGUCCACUUUACUAAGUGGAUAAAUUGUGCUGAUAACGUAAUAUUAAAGUAAUUGUUUUUAAUUAUUAUGGUACAUUUGGGCAUUUUAAUCGGUCUUCCGUGGCAUCGAUAAUGCUUCUCGUUGAAAAAGAGCUUUGUGUAUUACAUUUCUGCCGCCGUGUUUGGUAUUAGGGACACCCGUGAAAGAGGCAGAAAAUAUGGACAGUGUUGGCCAUUUUAUCCAAAAAAAAUGGAUUCAGAAGGUCAGCCUCAGAUCAAAGUAGAAUAUAAACUAAUUUUAGCUUUCCACAUCAAAUUAGAGGCAGUUCAGCAGUCAUCAUCACUUGAAUUUGAGGACGUGGCACUGGAGGAUCAACAUUUUCUUGUAGCAAAAUUUGUUCCUACCCUGUUCAGUCCAACUGUCAAAUUGUCAGUUCCCAAAGUAGAGACCUAUGUUCGUGAUUACUAAAUUUUAAGCAUGAUUUUAGUAUUUUUCGCGUGUGUAAUUCUGUGAGAAAUGAAGCGCGUUUCAAAGCUAAUAUUCAUCUUAAUUUGCACUUUUGUCGAGGUACACUGCGUUGAUUUGGAAUACAAAACCUUCCGUUGUCCAAAUGGAACGUACAUCAGCAAUCAAUUAAUUUGUGAUGGAGAAAUCGACUGUGUUGGUAGCUCGACGUUUACUGGUACCAGUGAUGAAUCCAGUUGUGAUAAAGAAAACUGUGGCGUGGGGGAAUUCAACUGCGGAAAAUCGUUUUCGAAUGGUUACGGUGGCCGUAUGUCUUUCAUUGAUUGUAAGAAUGCUACAGUUCGAUGUAAUACCCUUCAUGAUUGUUCUAAAAUCGGCGACGAAUACAACUGCGGUGAUGAAGUCAACGUGAAAGAUUGCUCGUUAGGUAAAGGAAAAUAUUUAUGUGACGAUGGAUUAAGAUGUUUGGAUUUCAAUCUCACUUGUGACGGUUUCUGUAAUUGCUUCGAUUGUUCUGAUGAAAAAAGCGGCUGUUUAAAUGACGGAUAUUCCAACGAUAAUACUCUAAAAGCUUCUCAAAUAGCUUGUUUCAAGACUCCUGAUGGACCUUUGUGUUGUUCAGAAUUCGAUGCUUUAUGUCAAGAAUGCGACUCAAAAAAUGAUAUUUGCGAUCACAAAUGCGUUCAAUUCGUCAAUAAUACCGGAUGUUUUUGUGACGAAAAUUAUGUCGGGGGAGUCGGCGAUAUCAGGAAUUCCAAAUGUUGGCCGAAGGAUAACACGGUAAAAGGAGUUACGCUGUUGUACUGGACAGAUCGUAAAUUCAGAUCAACGAAUCUUUUCACCCAUACGGAUUCUGUUUCCAAAGAAUUGACCUACGAAUGUACUGCCUCAACUGCCGCCCAUGAUUACGCGUAUUACUCAACCGACAAAAAUCUUAGAAUCGAUCGUUCCAAUAAUUAUUUUUAUGAAGGUUCGUCGCGACAGAAGAAACGAAUUUUCAAAAUGUCAGCGAUUUCUAAUGAUGAGCCACAAGAAAUCAUCAAUUCAGAUGAAAAAAUUGUUUCCCUUGCUGUUGAUUGGAUAACGAAUAAUAUUUAUUAUUCAACAUCGUCGUCUCUAUCAGUCUGUUCAAAUGACGGUAAAAUUUGCAAACAGCUCAAAUCCGGUGAUAUAACUUUCGUUACGUUAGCUCCAAGAUUUGGGUUAAUGUUUUGGGUUGCCCCGAAAUGGGACUCAGGAAGUUUCAAAUCGUAUUUGACGAAGUCUUCGAUGGAUGGAUCCGAUGAGAAUCAUUUCGAUGACCUUAUAAUGGAGUCUUGUACAAUGAUGGUAGCGGAUGAAUUAACUGAGAGAUUAUAUUUCUAUAAAAGUGGAUUUGAACUUAGAUCAUACGUUUCAGAGAUAAGAUCUGUAACUUUUAAAGGAGAUCACAUGAAGGUUUGGACGUUUGAUUCUCAUAUGCACUUCAUCACAGUUUUUGAAAAUAAUGUUUUCUUCAUCAGUAAUGAUCUAAGUAGAAUUUCCAGCAUGAAUUUAAAAACUAAAAUAGUUUCUCCGCGAGUUAGCAUCGAUAGAAAUGGGUACUCGAGGGAUUUGAUAAAUAAAUUGCACGUGUACAACCCUCUCCUCCAACGAACCAAGAUUCCGAAUCCUUGUCCAGCGUCGUGCUCUGGAUUAUGUUUGCUGCGCCCGUCUUCAUCUAAAGGUUUUUUAAAUUACACUUGUUUGAAAGAAUCUAUCAAUCUUGGUUUUCUGUGUUUAUUAUAAUUUUAGCUGGUGGUCUUAUUUUCACCGGUGUUUAUUUGUAUUCUAAAGUUUACCAGCGAAAUUAUUUGAAAUUAUGUUGGAAAUAAUAACCCGCUGGUAUUGUACCUAUACUUAAUAUGUAAAUCCGAAAAAAAUAUCUGGGAAUAGAUUAGGUGAUAACCUAAAGAUAGAACAAGGUUUUCGACAGUAAGAUGCAAGUUUUUCUUUCAAAUUGUUUGUGAAGAAAGGAACAGCUUCAAGUUUUAUUAUUCAGUUUUGCUUAGUUGUUAGCAUUAGUUUUAAGUACAAUUUUUUGUAAAUAUCUAAGUAUUAUUUUAGUGCAGUUUUUUAUUAAAU